Molecule: messenger RNA, 4943 nt
Organism: Cyprinus carpio (common carp)
Lineage: Eukaryota; Metazoa; Chordata; Actinopteri; Cypriniformes; Cyprinidae
Gene: pde4cb
Product: phosphodiesterase 4C, cAMP-specific b
Biological process (GO): signal transduction
Cellular component (GO): nucleus; perinuclear region of cytoplasm; cytosol
Molecular function (GO): 3',5'-cyclic-AMP phosphodiesterase activity
Source: RefSeq, a predicted model, not a curated record
AUCCGCCUCAGCGCGCUCUCUCUCUCACUUCAGCCUGACACGUUUCGCCUUUUUGUUUGCUGUGAGACGGUCAUAUGUCUCAGACAGUGUUUGAAUUCACUCUGUCUGCUCCACCUGAACGGCGCGGAGAGUGACUGUAACUUUGCCUCUACUGUUGUAUUAUACUGAGCGUUUCUGGGUUAGCCGUGUAAACUUGAGCGUAUCGGUGUCUCCGGUUCAGCACCACUGACCGCUGAACAGCUCUUCUGGCAUUGAGGAAUUACACGCGUCCGCGAACUUCGACUGUUAAAUACUUGGGACAGUUGAACUUGUUCAGUGAUGGAGUGCUCGGCUCUGAGCAGGGAAGGCGCUGGUCUGGCCAAACCGCCCAAGCAUCUCUGGAGGCAGCCCCGAACCCACAUCCGAAUCAAGCAGCGGUACCACUCCGACACCGAGCGGUACCUGUGCUGUAACCGAGCCACGGAGAAGCACCGCCCAAGUCUGAAAAAACCACGAAUGUCCUGGCCGUCUUCUUUCAAUAAACGUUUUGAUGUGGAAAAUGGGUUGUCGAUCGGGCGCAGUCCAUUGGACCCCAGUCCAAGCUCGGGUCUGGUCCUCCAGGCCAACAGCCAGAGGCGAGAGUCUUUCCUUUACCGCUCGGACUCAGAUUUCGACCUCUCGCCCAAGACGAUGUCCAGAAACUCCUCAACCGCCAGCGAGCUUCAUGGGGAGGACAUGAUUGUAACGCCGUUUGCUCAGGUUCUUGCCAGUCUGCGUACAGUGAGGGGUAACGUUGCAGCUUUAACCCACAUGCAAGAUAGAAACAACAAGAGACUGUCAGGCACUAACCCUCAGUCGGCCUGUAAAACAAGCCUGUCCGAUGAGGCAUAUCAGAAACUGGCCGUCGAGACUCUUGAAGAGCUGGACUGGUGUUUGGACCAGCUAGAGACCCUGCAAACACGUCACUCCGUCAGUGAAAUGGCCUCCAAUAAGUUUAAAAGAAUGCUCAACAGGGAACUAACUCAGCUGUCAGGGACCAGCCGGUCAGGAAACCAGGUGUCAGAGUUCAUAGCAAGCACAAUUUUACAAAAACAGAAUGAUGUGGAGAUUUUGUCAGCAGCGUGUAAGGAGGAGAAAAAACGCCGUCCGAUGUCUCAGAUAAGUGGAGUGAGAAAACUGAGUCCCACUCCGAGUCUCCCUCCAACAUCCAUCCCUCGAUUUGGUGUCAACACACAACAUGAGAGCCUCCUGGCCAAGGAGCUUGAGGACAUCAAUCGUUGGGGUAUAGAUAUUUUUAAGAUAGCAGAGUAUUCUGGGAAUCGGCCACUGACGGUCAUAAUGUACACCGUUUUUCAGGAGCGAGAUUUGCUCAAGACCUUUAAGAUCCCAUCGGACACCUUCUUAACUUUCCUCAUGACUUUGGAAGAUCACUACCAUCCGGACGUGGCCUACCAUAACAAUAUCCACGCAGCAGAUGUUGUGCAGUCCACUCACGUUCUUCUCUCCACACCUGCCCUAGAGGAAGUGUUCACAGACCUUGAGAUCAUGGCUGCUCUGUUUGCGAGUGCUAUUCAUGAUGUGGACCAUCCAGGAGUGUCUAACCAGUUCCUUAUUAACACAAACUCUGAACUCGCUCUCAUGUAUAAUGAUGCCUCAGUGUUGGAGAAUCAUCACUUGGCUGUGGGCUUCAAGCUUCUCCAGGAGGAGAACUGUGAUAUCUUCCACAACCUCAGCAAGAAACAACGACAGUCCCUGCGACAGAUGACUAUAGAUAUGGUAUUAGCCACUGAUAUGUCCAAACACAUGAAUUUCCUGGCUGACCUGAAGACAAUGGUGGAAACUAAAAAAGUGACCAGUCUGGGAGUCUUGCUGCUGGACAACUACUCAGACCGGAUACAGGUGCUUCAGAAUAUGGUUCACUGUGCAGACCUCAGCAACCCCACGAAACCCCUGGAGCUCUACAGAGAGUGGACGGACCGCAUCAUGGUGGAGCUCUUCAGUCAGGGGGACCGUGAGCGUGACAAGGGCAUAGACAUCAGCCCCAUGUGUGACAAACACACAGCUUCGGUGGAAAAAACUCAGGUGGGGUUCAUCGAUUACAUUGUCCAUCCUCUAUGGGAGACAUGGGCUGAUCUGGUCCAUCCAGAUGCUCAGGACAUUCUAGAUACAUUAGAGGACAACCGCGAAUGGUAUCAGAGCAUGAUCCCACGCAGCCCCUCGCCCACCCCUGAAGAGCAGGACUCCCGGGCCACGCUGGGCGUCGCAGGCCCAGCCGGAGAAAAGUUCCAGUUUGAGCUGACUCUGGAGGAAGAGGACGGGGAGCUAGAGGCUGAAGAAGAGCAGACGGAUGCAGACAGAUCAAGGACUAUGACAGACCCCAGGCAUCCGCAAGCGCCCCCUGGCGGAGUCACGCCCAUUUUAGACAGCAGCGAAAGAGAACUAGACCAAGAAAUGACCAGCGUAUCCAUCUUGCAGUUGGAAACUUAACAAGGCCUAAUACUAAAAGUGCUACUUCACUUGUGUUUCUUAGUUGCACUUACGAAUAUUUUAGGGCUGAGUAGAACCGCCAUACACUAAAAACGAAAAACACAACAGACCCUAGGUUUAUCUGACCAAAUAAACCUGUGUUUUUAAGCUAUAUUUGUGUCCCAGACACAACCUUUUGUGAAAGCACUGAGGCCGAAGGUGUAGAUGAAUGUUUUCGUGCUCUCAUGUGAGAGUUGCAUGGAGAAACAUGAGUCUUCCCUUGAGUGACUGUCUGUGCCAACUGCAGAGGAAAGCUGAUUUACUCAUUAUGUGAAGGGUUUUCCUCUCGACUCUAGGAUAUUUAUUACCUUGAACCUUUUUAAUAACGGAUAACUUAUGCUUUUGCUUUUUUUGCCACUGAGAAAUAACUUAGUUGAAUGAAACGGGACAGCUGCGAGAAAUAUUUAAGGCAAGACACCACAGGUGAAUAGAGAAAAAAAAAUAACUAAUACUAAUAAUAACUAAUCACCAUACUUCCCCAGCUGAUUAAUCACUGUAGAUUAAUAAUAAUAAUAAUAAUAAUUUUGUAUUACAAGUUUUCUGAAAUGUUAUGUUAAAAUAUGUAAAUGAAGCAUUAUAUAAUUAAAAUCUGUACUCAUUUCCAGAAAAGAAAUCUGAACAUUGGUUCAAAAUUCAUUUUGUUGGCUUCAAAGGUUUUUUACAGAGGGGAUUUUGGAUUUCUCUUUUUAUCACUCCAUAAAUCAGAAAAUUCUGUCAACCGCCAUAAAAAAACUAAAAUAAAUAAAUAAUAAAUUCACUAUGAUUUUAGGAAUAAAAUGUUAUAUAAAUAAGGCGAAUGAUUGAUAGGAACCUCUCUGUAAAAACCUUAUAAAUCAACUUUAAAGCUUGGUGUAUAUACAUGAUGCUAAAGUGGAGAUUUCUGACUUUUAAGUAAAAGGCCUUUGAAAAUAUGCAUUGUAAUUGAAAUCUACAGACACAAAUAGAUAAUUAAUAUUAAUUUGUAUGUUUUCUUUCCACUAGUCUGAAAGAAGAAGCAGAAUUUACCAAAAAAAAAAAAAAAAGGUUUUGCUUGUAGUGUCUUGCCUUAAUAGGUUAGCCAUAACUUUGUGAUUGCUGAUAACCUCAGGAUAAUGUUGAUUUCAUUUUAAUGUAGCAAGACUCCAAAGUGCAGUCACUAAACUAUCUGUUUAUAAUCUUGUUUUGAACAAAAAAGAAAAAAUGUAAUCUAAAAGCCUAAAUAUUGGGCUCAUUAGACGACCGCACGGAGAAUCCCUUUAGACGCGUCUUUGUACUGAAAUACUUUUAUACCUCUUGACACAUUAGCACUAUGUAGACAUUAUGAUUACAGUAGGUUUAUAUUUUAUCUGAUUAAUUAUUCAACUGACAGUUCAUCAAGUGCUGACAGCUCUAAAUUUGACAUUUACGAGUGAAUCAGUGUUUUAUGUUGAUUUACUCUCCUGUGCCCAUGAUAGAGAUUGUAAAAUUGGCUGCCUCCACUGGGUGCUAUCAAGUGGUAAAGUGGAUCUGACAUCUUUCCCAGUUUUAUAGUUACCGUAGGUGGAUUUAAACAGGAAGUUCUGGUCUAGAUCAGCACGAACAACCCUUGCUCAGACGCGUGUCCACCUCACAUAAAGGGCUUAAGGUCCUGCUCUCAUAUUGUCAUCAGUUUCAGAGAUCUUUGCCUCAAAAUAUGCCAGAACCACGCAAUGAAAUUACAGAGGAAUUUGAAUUUCAUUUGAAAUAUGGUAAACUAAACUGCAUAAACCAAACUGUGGACAGAGAAAAUUGUGUAGAAUAAAUAAAUACAUAAAUAAAAGUUAUACAUUUGAAUUAGUUAAGAUUUACCAAAUGUAAAAUUACUAUUCUAUUCUUAAUUCUUUUAAUGGUUGGAAAUUGAGAUUAAUUACAAGAUUAUAUAUGAAUAAUUUCCAGAUAAUAUUAUGUGUUUUAUUUAUUUGGGGUUUGACCAAUCAGAAAAAGCUUGAGAAACUGGUUUUAAAACAAUUAUUUUUAUACGUAAUAGCCGAGAAAUUAAACACUUCACCUUUAGUAGGUUAAAAACAUGGAACUGUGAUACAUACAUUUUGUAAUUAAAAAUAAAUAAAUAAAUAAAUUCCCUCCUUAAGAGUAGUCAGCAGCGCUGAAGAGAACCUGUAGCCAGAUUGAUGUUAAAUGCUAAGAGUGUCACUUUAUCCAGUAGCCCUGGGCACACUCGUUCUCAGAGAUUAGAAAAGCCAGUGUAGAAAUCAAGAGCCUUAAAGCACAUCCCUUUAGUUUCAGUGCCAUUACAGCAGCGACUGUGAAACGUUUAUAGUGUCUGAAAUGAAUUUGCUGUAUGAUAUUACUGAACUGUGUCCACUUCUCUGUAAUAAUGUGUUUAUAAGCAUCCUCUGUAUGUUAGUAUUACUGACAUAGUCAAAGAUAUUUGUUUAUGGGUCGAGGUCUUGUAUGUUCCAGAUAAAGUUGGUUUAUCAGUG